Molecule: messenger RNA, 3522 nt
Organism: Cercocebus atys (sooty mangabey)
Lineage: Eukaryota; Metazoa; Chordata; Mammalia; Primates; Cercopithecidae
Gene: CDRT4
Product: CMT1A duplicated region transcript 4
Exons: 4
Coding region: 1209-1784 (191 amino acids)
Source: RefSeq, a predicted model, not a curated record
AUCUGCUUCUGGGGAGGCCUCAGGGAGCUUUUACUCAUGGCAGAAGGCAAAAGGGGAGCAGGCAUCUUACUUGGCAGGAGAAGGACCAAGAGAGGGCGUGGAGGUGCCACAUACUUUUAAAACAACCAGAUCUUGUGAUAACUCUAUCAGGAGAACAGCACUAGGGGAUGGUGCUAAACCAUUCAUGAGAAGCCACCCUCAUGACCCAGUCACCUGAUACCAGGCUCCACCUCCAUCUUUAGGGAUUACAUUUCAACAUGAGACAGGCAGGGACACAGAUCUAAACUCUAUCACUGUGCCUGUCAUUCACUCAUCUUGCUCAGGUCUGCAAUCCACCCAGAAGACAUUUGGAGACCCUGGGGCAAGGGAAGGGCGUGGUAAAAGCUGGGGUUUAGGAUCAUUAGGGUCUCCAUUCCUUGAGUGUGGCAUUCAGAGACUUGUCCUCUAUCACCUGGCCUUCCUAAGUUCUGAUUCUCCACUAAUAAAAACAAUUUAUAACGAUACCCAUAUUCGCACUCUCCUCUGAAUCCAAAGUACUUUUUCAGCAUGAAAAUCGUAUCUCGUGUAGUUCAGUUUUCAUUGCUCACGUCUCAGGCUCCCAACUGGGCGUGUAUUUUUCCCGAGUGGAGGGAGGAUUCCCCUCUGAGGGGUUAGUUCCCCAACAGUGUCUGGCCCGGUGCCUAGUUCACAUGGAUGCUUGUCUCAGGUCAGGUCCUCAGGACCAGAAGCUUACAUGAGGAUUCCUACACAAAUGAUUCAUUUCUGGUUCCAGGGGCGUAAAGUUGAGUUGGAGGAGCAUUAGGUAGGAGGGGAUAUAAUUUUAGGUUAAGUUCCAGGGAGUUCCAGGUUAAGUUCCGGAUUGCACAGGUGGACUCUGGAGUGUACGUUAUACCUUUGUACAUUUUUCCUUUGUCCCUGGGACUCAGGGAGCAGGGCUUUCUUGCUCUCACAUCUGUCAGUCAUCGACUCAGGGCCACGCCCACUGUGGGUAUGGGCACUUCUAGCCACUUCUGGCUUAUGUGUUCUGGCAGCUGUGUUUCUAAUACAAUCCCAAAGACAAUCUUUGAAAAAGGAGCUGCUCUUCUGGGUUGUUGGAAACCUAAAGCACACUGAAGCUGGGGAAAGAUGCCCCUAACCUGUAAAAGGGAUCCGCGGGGACCUGGGUGGCACGCUCCUGGUGUCCGCCGCAGCCAAGUGAACCCAGUGAAAUGAGCUGCACCAGGGACUUGAAGAAACAGUUUUCAGCUGGGAGAAGAGAGGAAGGCAAGAUAUCAGGACACGGAAUCCGGACCUGUGAUGUUAAGAAAUCAGUAAAUACUAAAAAGAAGAUGGAUGCAAGAAGGAUGAAGAAAGAAGGACUCACAGAAAACACUGGACUUCCCCGGAAGCUGCUUGAAAAACACGACCCCUGGCCAGCCUAUGUCACCUAUACCUCCCAGACAGUGAAACGACUCAUUGAGAAAAGCAAAACUAGAGAACUGGAAUGCAUGCAUGCCCUUGAAGAAAGCCCCUGGGCAUCUAGGCAGAAUAAACCUUCCAGCGUCAUUCAGCCAAAAAGGAGAAAGUCGUCCAAGUCUUCCGGCAAAGCUGUGUUCAGGGACAUGCUGUCAGAAUCCACGUUAUCAAUGUGGGGUGCUUAUUCGGUCUCGGCCAUGGCUCCUACCGUGAUCCCAGAACCCACACGCUUACAUACGGAUGCCAGAGACUGUCCAGCUGAAAACUAUAACAAGAUCAUCUUUGCCCGAAAGCCUGUGAUGAGGAUGCUCUCUACAGUUCGCUACUGACCAACAAGGAGAAACAUGCAAAUGUUUAGCUAGGGGUCCCUGCAGCCAUCCCCCAAGAACGUACAGCAAUUAAGCUCCAUUUACCACUCAUUUCAUGGUGUCCUUUAAAUCUGAACUUGCUCUUGCUCAUGCAGAGCUUGGUUGAGAGAAACCAGAUUAGAAUGUGAGCUGUAGGUGGGUGGGUGACUGUGUGCCCUCCCACACUGCUCUCUGGUGGGGUUGGGCAGUCCCCGGCUCUAGUCUCUGCCACAGAUGCUCAGGACCAAAAUGUGGGUGAUUCGUCUGGGUCCAGGCAGGAGAUAGAAAUCACACCAGCUAUUUUAUUAGAGAUAAUAUAAAGGAUGAUUAACCAGGUGACAGUAAAGGGCAGGAAGGGAAUACAAAGGUAUGCAUGGAGGUAGCACCACAGGAAGCAGGCAUCACACUUGAGGCUUGGGAACAAGAGGAAGAUGCUGGACUCAUUGAAAGGUAGUUACUUGGAGAAGGGACACGGGGCUGAAUCUCAGACUUCUGAGGUGGGGGAGUGGGGAUGCUGCUCAACGCAGCUGGUAUCUCUGAGCUCCGAGGGGAGCCCCUGUGGGGAUGAUUCCCCCGCCUUUGAAUUGGGGAGCUGUUUUGUUGGUGUCUCUGAGGGGACCCCCACUGAGGCUGCUUUUGUGAGUGUUGGAAAAACCAAAAACUGCAUUGAAACGUUUCUGGGAGGAGUUGCCACUGCCCGGGUGAAGAAAAAGUGCUGCUAAGGUUAGCAACCUGUCUGGCAGGGACAGGAAGCUGAUAGAAAGUGAACAGGAAGCAAACAGGAAGUGAACAAGGAGCCACUUCCUACUUCCUCCUUAUCCUUGCAGAUUCCUGCUAGCGCUCCCGAGGGCAGAGCCUAUCAGGGCACGAAGCCAGAAUGUGGUUUGUAGAAUCCCAGCCCCAGCAUCUCCAAGCAUAGGAUAUUUUGAAGCCAAGAGAAAAUUAGCUCUUGGCUGGGUUCUGAGUGAUCCCAUCCAGCUGCUCCUGGACCUGAUAUUGAGAGGUUUUUCCCUUGGAGGGCAAACAAAGUGGCGGUGGGGACCAGGGUGCCCCCUACUGAGAAAUGGAGAGCCCUUUUCCCCUGUAAUUCUCUGAGGUUUGCCUCGUGGAGCCGAGUGCUUGGGGGAGGAGCUCCUGGCAGGACUCCUGCUGUUAUUUGUCAGAGGACAGCUGGGAUUGGUUCACCCAUGCUCUGAGUUGGCCCCAAAGCGAGCUAUGCUGAACUCUUCUCCAUCUCCAAGUAGACAACCUUUGUCUUUACAUGCAAGAGGGAUCCAGCUAUGACAGGCUGACCCAGUUGGUUUCGUGUUUGGGGUUUAUCUACUGAGUAAGGCUGACCUUACCUGAGUUUCUGUAUGUGUAUUUGCAAGACAGUUAAUACUAAUCCAGCAUCCUUCACAGAGAUGUAGUAACUUAUAGAAGUGUCAUUUGGAAAAGUCGAAUUUGCCCUACAAGGCGUGUUCUCCAUUAAAGGGUCUUGUGUAAACGUUUGCAGACACAGGUGCGGGGUUGGAGAACUCACCUCUGGCUCCUCUGCUUUUGUGUUGGGACAGCUGCCUAAAUUAGGAGCUCUAGGCCUGUUCUUGGUUCCCAACUGUUGGUCAGAAUGAAUUUUUUGCAAAAAUAUAGGUGGUUUCCAGGGAAUUUAAAUGAUUGUAUUUUGUGUCCAUGGAACGUUUAUAGACAUGGAGGCAGGCGAUAAAUUUCUCCAGUACUUUUU